Molecule: messenger RNA, 357 nt
Organism: Macrosiphum euphorbiae (potato aphid)
Lineage: Eukaryota; Metazoa; Arthropoda; Insecta; Hemiptera; Aphididae
Source: the annotation of a GenBank genome assembly
AUGAUUGAAUUACGAAAAUGGCUUGGUAUUGCUCGUGGUGGAAGUAACACGUACUGGCUUCGGCGACGGUGGCUCACGGCGGCGAUUGAACUGACUCCAUCCGACAGCUGCUUGGUAUUGCUCAUGGUGGAGUUAACACGUACUGGCUUCGGCGAUGGUGGCUCACGGCGGCGAUUGAACUGCGACUCCAUCCGACGGCAGCUUGGUAUUGCUCGCGGUGGAGGUCACGUUCUGGCUUCGGCGAUGGUGACGAUGGAUACGACGGUGCCAUGGUUCUCGGCAUAUUCACUCGUAGUCAAAAAAUACUUUAUACGAUGGAUGAGAGAGUGUCCACGGACCCAAUUCGAUAACGGCUAA